AUGAAUGGACGAAUUACAUCUUUCUAUUUUGAGAAGUUUCCACCGUCGUAUCGUGAGCAAGAUCUAUGGAAAGUGUUUCAGAGGUGGGGCAGAGUGUGGGAGGUCUUCAUUGCUGCAAGAAGGAAUGCUAAAGGAUACUUGUAUGGGUUCGUCAAGUUCAUUGACGUGUGGGACGUAAAAGCACUGGAGGUUCGGCUGGAUAAAGUCUACAUUGGGAGUGUUAAGCUCAACGUAAACAUCUCAAGGUUCUCUAAGGAAGAAACGACGAAGAAGAAACAUGAGACAAAAAUAUAUCGACGAGAGGCUGGAAGGAAGGACACCCAAAGGUCAUACGUUGAUGUGGUUAACGGAAACGCAGUCCAAAAUAUAUACCAGGAGGUGAAGACGGUAGCCCCACGAUCCCGUCAUACAAGGGCGAUAAGGACAAAGAAGGUGAUGUGGUGUGAGAAAAAACCAUCAAUCCAAGGUAAUAGUGAGGACGAAGAAUGGACUGAAAUUACAAUGAAAGUGCCCGAGGUGUGUAGUGAAUGGCUUCGGGAGAGUUGGGUGGCAAGGUUACACUCACUGGAGGAUUUUGACAGACUGGAAGGGCUACAAGCAUUGCAUGGGAACGAAAAGGUACGUCUAAGAUACUUUGGAGAUGAUUUAGUCUUGAUUUCAGGCUUGCAGGAGAUGGAUCUUAUGGAAGCAGAGAAGGGAGAAAAUAGUGAGUUUUGGGCAUUGUUCUAUGAUAUCAACCGUUGGGAUCCGACAACAUUGCCUGGGUCUCGAUUAACGUGGGUGAGGUGUUACGGGGUCCCUUUGCAUAUGUGGAAUGAACAAUAUUUUUCUCAGGUGGUGUGCAUGCAAGGGUCUUUGGUUAAGGUGGAUUCAGAUACUGCCACGUUCAAGACAAUUGAGAGUGCGAGGCUGCUUAUUAAAACUUCAUCACAACUACCCAUCCAACAACAUUCCCGGUUCAAGAUCAAUGGAAUACGAACACAAAUCAGACUAGUCGAAGAAACAGCGGGGUUAUACCCAAACUGCAAGUGUUACCUAUGGAGGGACAACUCAGAGAUCUUACAAUCUAAUGAAAGUGUUUGCGGUGGGGACUUACAUUCUAUCUCAGACACGAUAGAAGAAGACGAGAGCUGGGAUGACAAUCCUUAUGCCCAGGACAUAUCUCCAGCAGGUAGAAGCAACGGCGGAGCUAGGUCGGAUUGUCCAAAUUCAAAUUCAUGGAUGGCGGGAGUUUCAAAGGUGGCGUGUAGUGAAGCAAUGAAAAGUGUAGUCGUCAAUGCAAAAGAUAAGUCAGACAACACAGAGAAAAGUAUACUACAACGAGGUAGCUUCAGGGAGUUGGUGAGGGGGGAGGGUACUGUGUUAGGAAAAAAGGUGGAUAUCAAAGAUCAAUCAGGAAAAGGGCACCAAAAAUGA
Cajanus cajan (pigeon pea) is the source of this 1416-nucleotide messenger RNA. NCBI's taxonomy places the organism in Eukaryota, Viridiplantae, Streptophyta, Magnoliopsida, Fabales, Fabaceae. The record is from RefSeq and is a predicted model, not a curated record.